GCACAGAAUUUGUGCCAUUUGAAUGCUCAACACUCAUCAACCUGUUGUAUACCUGUUUAUUGAGUACAAUUUUAUUGUCUUGUGAAUUUGGUAUUUGCAGGGAUAAAUACGUUUGAUGAUACACCGCCAGAAGAAUGGUUUCAAAUGAAUGCUGUUCUUCGUCUCAGCUUGGGCAAUUUCUUGUUUUUUGCAAUAUUUGCUCUCACGAUGAUUGGUGUCAAAAACCAGAACGAUAGGCGAGACGCAUGGCACCAUGGUGGCUGGAUUGCAAAGUUUGCUAUCUGGGUCGUUCUUGUUGUUCUUAUGUUCUUUGUCCCGAACAUCGUAAUUAGUGUUUAUGAGAUAUUGUCAAAGUUUGGAUCUGGCUUGUUCCUUCUGGUACAAGUCGUGAUGCUUUUAGACUUCACAAAUAAUUGGAAUGACUCUUGGGUUGAGAAGGAUGAGCAAAAGUGGGAAAUAGCUUUGCUGGUGGUGACUGUGAUUUGCUAUCUCGCCACGUUUGCCUUCUCCGGUGUGCUCUUCAUGUGGUUCAAUCCCUCUGAUCAUGAUUGUGGUCUCAAUGUGUUCUUUAUUGUCUUGACAAUGAUUCUUGCUUUUGUAUUUGCAAUAAUUGCUUUGCACCCCCAGGUCAAUGGGAGCGUUAUGCCUGCUUCGGUCAUUUCUGUUUACUGUGCAUACCUGUGUUACACUAGUCUCUCGAGUGAACCAUAUGACUAUGCGUGCAACGGGCUUCACAUGCACCCAAAGCAGGUCUCAAUGAGCGCCCUUGUGCUUGGGAUGCUCACCACCGUGCUCUCUGUAGUGUACUCUGCCGUUCGCGCUGGAUCUUCCACUACUUUCCUUUCGCCGCCGUCGUCUCCUAGAUCUGGUGCGAGGAACCCUUUGCUUGCUGACUCCAAUGUGGAGGAGGGGAAGGGCAGCAGCGAGGGAAGUGAGCCGCGGCCUGUGAGCUAUUCUUACACCUUCUUCCACCUUAUAUUCGCCCUCGCGAGCAUGUACUCGGCCAUGCUUCUGACGGGCUGGACGAGCGCCACUUCAGAUAGGUCGGAGCUGAUGGAUGUCGGAUGGACGACCGUCUGGGUGCGCAUCUGCACGGAGUGGUCCACCGCAGCGCUGUACAUCUGGACCCUUGUUGCUCCGCUGCUCUUUCCUGACCGGGACUUCUCAUGAGCAUGUCCGUUGCAGUUCAUACAGAGAUUGGUGUGCUUUGAAAGAGCUAGCAGAAUAUCUAUGUAUAUAUGUCCAACAUGCUUGUUGCCUCUGAAAGUACUACCUAGGUUGUAAUUGUGAAAUCGGUGCAGUAGUAGCUAUGCAUGUAUAUGUAAGUGAUACUUUGAAGUUAGCAUUGGUCGCUGACUCACUGUCAAUCUGUCAUGAUGUAUGCAAUGGGGAUAUCAUCUGAAUGGAACUGUUUCGGGGCA
Triticum urartu is the source of this 1421-nucleotide messenger RNA. The record is from RefSeq and is a predicted model, not a curated record. Lineage: Eukaryota; Viridiplantae; Streptophyta; Magnoliopsida; Poales; Poaceae.